Molecule: messenger RNA, 390 nt
Organism: Colletotrichum higginsianum IMI 349063
Lineage: Eukaryota; Fungi; Ascomycota; Sordariomycetes; Glomerellales; Glomerellaceae
Exons: 2
Coding region: 1-390 (129 amino acids)
Source: RefSeq, a predicted model, not a curated record
AUGGUGGCACGAUUCGACUCCGUGGAGGCUCUGCAGAAAGCCGCCAGCAUACCUCAUCUCUGUUUCUUCCACGAUCCUGCAGCAAGGCGUGUGUUACCAGUCAGCAAUAAGAAACGAGUACACCAAGCGGGAAGCCUGAAGGGCAUCUUCACAGAGAGAGUAGAAGAGAGAGAAAGAGAUGCUUCGACCUCAACCAGGCCAUGCUGGGUAACGCCAACUAUCCUGCUUCAAGUCCGCGAUAUGAAGUUGUGUCGAAUCUGCCAAGCAGAGGCCUUCCAAAUACAUGAGCCGGGAAAGUGGGGAGAUGUUGGAAUAAGAAACGAGGGCGUUUCGUGGCGCUGGGCAACACUAGGACUAAAAAUUCUUUUCUUGGAGGCGCGCGACCCCUGA